Messenger RNA from Aspergillus saccharolyticus JOP 1030-1, 1020 nucleotides. RefSeq names its product APH-domain-containing protein. The transcript has a single exon. NCBI's taxonomy places the organism in Eukaryota, Fungi, Ascomycota, Eurotiomycetes, Eurotiales, Aspergillaceae. Bases 1 to 1020 code for a protein of 339 amino acids. The record is from RefSeq and is a predicted model, not a curated record.
AUGGACGUUCCCACAAUCCGAUUGUCCGACCCCUCUACUGCAGUCCCCUCGGAAUGCAGCGGUGAUCGUUGUAGAAGAUUUAACCGCCAGCUCGACAGCAGCAUCUGCUCCAGCGCAAGCGGCUAUGGUUCAUCCUCGGAAUACGACCGAUGCCGGGCCUGCGGCUGGUGGCACAACCAUGCGGCCUACUACGGCACGAUCCGGCUUCAGGACGCCGUCAACGACCGUGGGGUGUGGUUCAUUGGGAGCGACAAGAUCCUCAAAGAACGCCCCGCCGACGACGGGCUGUGCACGCAAGGGGCCAUUUCGCAAGCGCUCGCCCUGGACCCCGCCAUCCCCGCCCCACGCGUCCUGCACGACUGGCGCGACGCCAAGAAGCAGUACUUCGUGCUGGAAGAGCGGGUGCCAGGGACCACGCUGGGACAGGUAUGGCCGACGCUGAUCCAGAGCGAGAAAACAGACAUCGCGAAGCAAGUCGCCGAGGUUCGCCAGCGGCUGCGUGCGCUGACCGCGCCGUCAAUCCAGUCGGCGGGCGGCGGGGCGUGCUAUCCGCCGUUCCCAUGCUAUGUGGGCUGUCGCGCCGAUGGACCCUGGCAUUCAGAUGCGGAACUGCAGGAGACACUCCGCGCGAGGCUGACGGAGGACACCCCCUGCGGCCUGCCGGAUAAGAUUGUCGACAACCUGCUGGCGAGGAUGCCCACGUGCGGGCCGUAUGUCCUUACACAUGGGGAUUUGCAUUUGACUAAUAUCAUGGUGCAGGAGGGGAAGCUGACGGGGAUCAUUGACUGGGAGUAUGCAGCUUACUACCCCGUGUGGCUCGAGUAUGUCCUCGUCAGUAGCCAGAGUAACUGUCCCGAUGAUGCGGAGUGGAAGGCGCUGCUUCGGGAAGAGCUUGAUGCUCACGGCGAUGGGUAUCCUGAUGCGGUGCGGUUCUGGGAUGAUGUGUCCGCCCUGAAGGGGUAUCCGUAUCUGGAUGGCCUGGGCCAGAGGCUGUUGGAGAAGCUCUCGGUGGGUGAGUAG